Dendronephthya gigantea is the source of this 714-nucleotide messenger RNA. RefSeq lists its product as uncharacterized. The coding region runs from base 1 to 714 and encodes 237 amino acids. The record is from RefSeq and is a predicted model, not a curated record. Lineage: Eukaryota; Metazoa; Cnidaria; Anthozoa; Malacalcyonacea; Nephtheidae. The transcript has a single exon.
AUGACUGACGUUGAAGCUAUGUUCCAUCAAGUAAGAGUACCUGAUGAUGACUGUGAUCUUCUACGAUUUCUCUGGUGGCCUGACGGCGAUAUGGAACAAGAAGUACAAGAGUAUCAAAUGACUGUACAUUUGUUUGGAGCAACGUCUUCAUCGAGUGUCGCCAAUUUUGCAUUACGUAAGACUGCCAUCGAUAAUACAGCAAGCUAUUAUGAUAAAGCCGUUACAGACACUGUGGAGAAGAAUUUUUAUGUAGACGAUUGCUUGAAGUCUGUUCCCACCUCUGAAGAAGGCAUUAAUCAAGCCAAAGAUCUGCUCGACAUGAUGGCAAAUGGUAGAUUCAAACUCACAAAGUGGAUAAGCAACAAUCUAAAGGUGCUGGAGUCGAUUCCUGAACAGUUACGAGCUAAAGAUGUGAAGGAUAUGGAUCUUUGGAAGGGAGUUCUACAAAUCGAAAGAGCCUUGGGAGUGAAGUGGUGUGUUAACUCAGAUACGUUUAGUUUCAACGUUGCAGUUCAACAACGACCUUAUACUCGACGUGGUAUUCUCUCUGUCGUUAGUUCAGUCUACGAUCCCCUUGGGCUAGCAUCACCCUUUAUCUUUCCUGCUAAAGUUCUCCUUCGAGACAUUUGUAGAAGGCUGUAUGAGUUGAGGAGACAUUGUCUAAUUGGAGAUAUUGUAAUGGUGGUGUGCCACAGGGCACCAAGCUGGGUGUGA